Messenger RNA from Rosa chinensis, 5088 nucleotides. Its product is annotated as probable LRR receptor-like serine/threonine-protein kinase At3g47570. Gene Ontology annotation, biological process: protein phosphorylation. Lineage: Eukaryota; Viridiplantae; Streptophyta; Magnoliopsida; Rosales; Rosaceae. The record is from RefSeq and is a predicted model, not a curated record. Gene Ontology annotation, molecular function: protein kinase activity; protein binding; ATP binding.
GCCUCACAUCACAGCCCAAACCGACCUGUUUUGCAGCGACGGACGAUCCGACAAUUUCUUCACUUUCCGGCCAUCGCCCGACGUCGCACUAGCGCCUUUAGCUUCCUCUCCGUGGCUCGAAGCAGUGCCUGGUCCUUCCUUCUCCGAACUAGCAGCGACGGGGGCAGGACAAAGCCCGAAAGAUUCUCCGGCUACGGCUGCAAGCGAGACUGGUGGCGGUAACUUUGUCUUGGCGAGGUGAAGAAGCCUGUAGUAUUUUAUUUUCCAUUCGUCAACCUGGGAGAGAGAAUUAAGGAUUUGAAGUUUGUGAGUUUUCCGGCCAUUUACUGUGUUUUCCGGCGACGUUGGGUUUCAGCUCAGGUAUAAAAGUUGGUCGACUUGAUGAGCUCUACAUGAUUGUGUAUUUGAUUUUUCAAUUUUAAUUGGGUUUGCAAGAAUUAGAAUUUUGAGGUGUUGAGGCUGCUUCGGGUUCACGGUUUGCAGCGGUGGUUUUAGUCUUCGUCGGUCAAUUUCCGACCUUAAUACGACCCUCUAAACAUUACAUGAUCUUUGUUAUACCCAAGUUCAAGUUUUGGUUAGGAUUGAAAUUUGGAGUUCGUGCGUGUUCAUUGGUCUUUUCAAGGAUUGAUGACAUAUGUUUCGACGAAGUGAGCAUGAUUUAGAUAUUUUGUAUUUUACCAAGUGAGGAUGAAAUCUAUAUUGGUAUUACCUUUAGCCCUUGGAAGAGGGAGUUGGAUUUUGGCCUUGAGUAAAAUUUGUUCACCCAAACAAGAUUUCUUCCGCAAAUAAUAUUCCAGAGUGUGUAUCUAGUUGUAUCUGUUCUAAGUUCAUUGAAAAAUAAGGACCUGCAAACAAUAAGCUCUACAGCGGUUUCGAGUUGCCUGUCCAGAAGAUACCACUUCCACUUUCGUCUCACAGACUUCCACAUACAUACCACAGACCAUCUCUCCAUUUUCUCUGUCAUUUUAACUGUUUGGGUUCUGUAUUAUGUUGAAAUGAAACGGAUAGGCCUGCACUGCUAGCCAUCUAAGCUCAAAUUGUGCAUGAUUGCUUAGAGCUCGCGGAACGACUCCAUCCAUUUUCGUUUGUGGCACCUGCAGUUGGUGACAUUGUCAGAGAAUUGCUAUGUUCGAACCCAGGCCCAAAAGUUGGCAGGUUUCAUGCCUCCACAGAUGGGAAAUCUAAGCUUUUCGGAGGAACCACACAUCAAAAAUAGUAGCUUCAGUCAUUAAGUUCCUUCUGAAAUUCAACAUUUUCAUGCUGCGCGUAUUGGAGGUAUUACGUCUAGACAAUAACCCACUCUGGUAAUCUUCAGUCAUCAUUCUCAACCUCGGAAACAAUAUGCUGGUACGGAAUAUGUCAUUUGGAAACCGGCUCCCUACCUGAGCUUUGAAUACUUGUUUUACAAGAUAAUUCCUUCCUGGGGAUCGAGCCUCUUUAGUCUGAAAUGUUUGAUGCAUAUAGGAACAGCUUGUAGAGUUGUAGGGAGUAUUCCUAGGCUCCUAGUUCUCUAGGCCAGUUGAAAGAUCAACCAUUAGGCUUUACUUUGUUCUUUGGCACUCUCCCUCCCUCCGUCUAUAACCUCUCUUUAGACUUGGGAAAUACCCAGCUUGUCAAUAUGUUUGAACUUGCUCACAAACUGUUUCAAUAGUUCCCUGCUUCAAGUCAUAUGAUAGCUGACAUUUAUGACUUUCACAUCCUUUACGUUCAACAAACUUAUUGUAACCAUACAAUACACACUAAGAACAGUUCUUUGGAAAACGAGAGUCGUCUCUAGUUGGAAGCAAGCGAGUUAAGUCGGUCUUCUUUUGGAAGAAUGCAACGAAUCAAUCAACAGUGGUUCUCCAUCCCUUCGAAUCCAUGCAAUUGAACCAUCCGAGACUCGAAGGGAAUGAGACGGAUAGGCUGGCAUUGCUAGCAAUCAAAGCUCAAAUACAACACGAUCCGAACCGGGUCACAAGCUCAUGGAAUGAAACCCUUCACUUUUGCCUGUGGCACGGCGUCACCUGCAGUCGACGACAUCGCCAAAGGGUGACAAAGCUGGAGCUGGGGCCUCUAGCGUUGGUGGGAUCCAUAUCUCCACACAUAGGAAAUCUAAGCUUCUUAAGGGAGCUAAAUCUCAAGAACAAUAGCUUCACUCAUCAAAUCCCUCCUCAAAUUGGGCAUUUGCAUAGACUGCAGGUAUUGCAUCUACACAAUAACUCAUUUACUGGCACCAUUCCCGCCAAUAUAUCCAAUUGCUUCAAACUCUUAUCUCUCUUUCUUAGUAGAAACAAUCUAGUGGGUAAAAUUCCUCCCAAAUUGAGUUCCUUGUCAAAGCUUCAGAAUUUUACUGUGCAAUUCAACAAUCUAACAGGGGAGAUCCCUCCUUCUUUGGGGAACCUUUCUUCUCUCGAGGCAUUUUCUACACUUUCUAAUAACUUAGAAGGAAGCAUUCCUAGUUCUCUAUGCCAGUUGAGAAAAUUAACAAUUUUUUCAAUUGCCAAAAAUAGGUUGUCUGGUAUCAUCCCUUCCUGCAUGUAUAAUCUCUCUGGUAUAAUUCAAUUCGAGGUAUCAGUAAACCAAAUUCAAGGAAGUCUUCCACCAAACUUGAGCAAUGGUUUUCCUAACCUUCAAAUCUUUUCUAUUUUCCAAAAUCAAUUUACCGGGGCCAUUCCUUGGUCAAUAUCCAAUGCAACAAAUCUUGUGUCGUUUCUAUGUUCAUCAAACAAACUCACUGGACAAGUGCCAAAUUUUCGAAAUCUUCAUAACCUUAUGGUGGUCGGUUUCUAUGAUAAUAAUCUUGGAAGCGGUAAAAAUGGUGACUUGAGUUUUGUCUCAGAACUGAUCAAUGCCACACAACUUUCUCGGUUGUCCUUCGAUAACAAUAAUUUUGGAGGAACGUUGCCCACAUCAGUAUUCAAUCUCUCAGCCAAUCUCUUAGGCCUUUCACUUGGAGGAAACCACCUACAGGGAAGCAUCCCACCUGGGUUAGGGAAUCUUGUGAACUUGUUAGCACUGAGUAUGGAGGCAAACAACUUCACAGGUAGCAUCCCCACAGAUAUUGGGAAAGCUUCAAGGCUUGUGGAAAUUUAUCUUCAUGGCAACAAAUUAUCAGGGAGCAUUCCAUCUUCUCUUGGAAAUUUAACAAAGUUAAACAUUCUCUACUUGCAAGGAAAUAAUCUCAAUGGCAGCAUCCCUUCAAUCCUAGGAGAAUGUCACGAGUUGAUAGAGUUGGAUCUUUCCCAAAAUAACUUAGAGCAAAGAAUACCUCAGCAAUUACUUAUUGGUCUUCUCUUUUUAUCAAUUUCUUUAAACUUGUCAACAAACCACUUUACUGGUUCCCUUCCCGUUGAGAUUGGAAAGUUGAAGAAUCUAGCUGCACUCGACGUUUCUGACAACAUGUUAUCAGGACAACUUCCUAGUAGCCUCGGUAGUUGUGAGAGUUUGGACGUCCUACACUUGCAAGGCAACUUCUUAGAAGGGCUCAUUCCUUCAUCUAUGAAGGAAUUGAGAGGGAUUCGAGAUUUAGACCUUUCCCUCAACAACUUGUCAGGAGAUGUUCCACAGUUCUUCGAGGGCUUUGGAAGUUUGGUAAAUCUGAACCUAUCCUUCAAUCAAUUUUCGGGAGCAGUACCAACUGGUGGUGUUUUUAAGACUGCAAGUGCCACUUCAGUUGUUGGAAACGCUAGACUUUGCGGCGGUAUUGCUAAUCUUCGACUUCCUGUAUGCAAGUCUAAUGGAGGAGGAUUGUCUCGUAGAAUGAAAGUAAUGAUCUCUUUAGUCUCCGGAUUCACUCUUUUCGGAUUGACUAUAGUGCUGUCUUUUUUCUUUCUUCGUAAGAAAAGGAAAGAAACUAAAUUAAGCACUUUGGGGAACCCUGUUUUGCAAGUUUCAUAUGCUACACUCCUCAAAGCUACUGACGGGUUCUCUUCAGCUAAUUUGAUUGGUGUGGGUGCUUUUGGGUCUGUGUACAAAGGAAUUCUUGCUGAUGAUAGAGUUGUUGUCGCUGUGAAGGUGCUUAACAUGUUACACCGGGGAGCAUCUAAGAGUUUCAUGGCGGAAUGUGAGGCGUUGAGAAAUAUUAGACAUCGAAAUCUGAUCAAGAUCUUAACUGCAUGUUCAAGUAGAUUCGGAGGCAAUGAUUUCAUGGCUCUUGUUUACGAGUUCAUGGACAACGGGAGCUUGGAGGAGUGGUUGCAUCCAUCAACUGGAUCUGGAGAGGUAACAGAAGCACCCAAAAUUUUAAGUCUUAUUCAGAGGAUCGACAUUGCAAUUGAUGUUGCUAGUGCAUUGGAUUAUCUUCACAACCAUUGUGAAACACCGAUCAUUCAUUGUGAUGUCAAGCCAAGUAAUGUUCUCUUGGAUGGUGACCUGACUGGACGUGUUUCUGACUUUGGGCUGUCAAAGUUUCUCUCAGAACCAACCAUGAGUGUUUCUGGAAAUCAAUCGAGCUCUAUUGGACUUAGAGGAUCAAUUGGUCAUGCUGCACCAGAGUAUGGUAUGGGAAGUGAGGUAUCAACACAUGGGGAUGUCUACAGCUUUGGCAUUCUCUUGUUAGAAAUGUUUACAGGAAAGAGACCCACUGAUCACAUGUUCAAUGACGGCUUGAAUCUUCAUAAUUAUGUGAAGACAGCUCUCCCUGAACUUGUCUCCGAGAUUUCAAUAUCACUAGUUCUUCAAGAAGGCACCACCAAUGUCGCUGAAGCUCACAGGCAUAGCCGAUUGAGUGUGAGAGCACAAAAAAUUGAAGAGUGCUUGACUUUGAUACUUGGUAUAGGAAUUGCAUGUUCUGUUGAAUCCCCCACAAACAGAAAGGAUAUCAAUGAUGUUGCAUCUGAAUUGCAAUCCAUUAAGCGCAAUCUUCUCGGCUAGAACCUUUCAAAUUAUUAAUGUUUUAUGAUGGCUAAUAAAUUGUUGUAUGGAUCUUGUAUUCUGAUCCGUUUUGUUUUUGAAUUGUCUCUCUAAGUCUUGUUGCUACCAUUUAUGGUGGUUCUUGAAAUUUGCAUGUUAAUGUACUAAAAAGAAUAAAAAAUAGUACUAAUACUUAAUGUGUAAAUCUGUAAUCCUAAAUUGAAUCAAUGAAUCAAGUUAGAGGUGUCAUCAGCU